Molecule: messenger RNA, 486 nt
Organism: Ilex paraguariensis (yerba mate)
Lineage: Eukaryota; Viridiplantae; Streptophyta; Magnoliopsida; Aquifoliales; Aquifoliaceae
Source: the annotation of a GenBank genome assembly
AUGGGAAAUUGCACCUCGUGUUUCUAUUUGGAGCCCAAGCCCAAGCCCAAGACGGCGAAGCUCAUCCACGUUCACGGAAACCUACGCCAUUUUAAGGUUCCAAUAACUGCCGCCGAGUUGAUGCUCGAAGAACCAGGCCACGUCAUUUGUCCGGUGGAGAAUCUCCGGAGAACUCGUCGGUUUGAGGCCAUGAAAGCCGACGAAGAUCUUUUAGCUGGAAAGCUCUAUAUGUUGGUCUCCACAAAUAGGGUUCACCGUUUGCUGUCGGAAUCGGAAAUGAAGCUCGUGGAGUCUGUUUGUGAGAAAAGAAGGGCGAAACGACGUGGUUCAAAGAUUUUGCCGGAUGUGACUCCUCAGGAAGUCGAUGAGACGUGUGAAGAAUCUGGCGAUCCGAUUCGGUUUAUGGGAGGGGAUGACACCGGUUUACCUUGUUACCGGCUGAGACAGUGGAGACCCGCUCUUGAUCCUAUUGUGGAAGGAGUUUGA